This is a messenger RNA of Thunnus maccoyii (southern bluefin tuna), 1264 nucleotides long. RefSeq lists its product as uncharacterized. The coding region runs from base 64 to 891 and encodes 275 amino acids. The transcript has 7 exons. NCBI's taxonomy places the organism in Eukaryota, Metazoa, Chordata, Actinopteri, Scombriformes, Scombridae. The record is from RefSeq and is a predicted model, not a curated record.
AACCAGUCCUGAAAGACUUUUCUGGGCAAAUCGAGAGUUAGAGGAACAGAAGAAAGAGGAGCCAUGGAGAUGGAGAACAUUACCGCAGAGAAAGAAAGAAACGUAGAAGAUGAAGAAGCAAGUAAAGUGAUGCUUGAGGUCAAAACUGAAGCAGAACCAGAAAAAGAACCAGAAAAAGAACCAGAACAUUACUCUAAACUACGAAGUACAUCUGAGGACGUCUAUUCAGAAGCUUAUUAUGCUGCUUCUCCAUUUAAAACAAGACCAGCAGGAAGUCAGAAUCAGGGAAACGUACUUCUGUACCGUGCAGCAUGCAUAUUCCUGGGCAUAAUCUGCCUGGUGCUGCUGCUGGUCAUUGGUAUCCUCUGUCUGAAACUCCAAACAGGAUCCACAGUCUGUGCCGAGACACAGGAAACUACAGCAAUAAACAGGCCAACAAUUCCCUCAUUUGAUCGGACGUGCAGCUUCGAGGAGUGCCAGGCUCACUUCCAAAUGAUUCAACCCAACUCAAAACUUGGCUGCCAGCAGUGUGCUAACGGUUGGCUGCGUCUGGGCCAAUCAUGUUUUUACCUGUCCAGAUUCAGGCUUAGCUGGGACGAGAGUCAGAGGAACUGCACAGCUAGAGGAGGAUCUCUGGCUGUCAUCGACAGCCUGAGACUUCAGAACUUUCUGACUAAAGAGGGGAAGAUGAAAUACUGGAUUGGACUGAGACGCCAAGGAGCCACAUGGACCUGGGUCAACAACGCUGCGCUGCGACAGAGUUACUGGGGGGAUAAUAUGCCAGAAGAGGCUUGCGGAAUCCUGAGCAGCGAAGGCCCACCUGAGAAGAACUGGAUGAGAGCUUCCUGCGAAUUUUACACCUACUUCAUCUGUCAGGUGCAGCUCCAAUAGCUGUGACAGUCUCUUUUUUUUAACAGAAUAAUGAGAUAACCAAUAUUCUGUCAACAAGCAUCAACUCUACAAUUACAUUUCAAAUCAUGACUUUUUCCACUGCACACUUUAAUCAGUAGUAUCCUUCAAAGGAAGAAGAAUGAAGCUUCUUAGAUAAAAGAUGUAUUAUACUCAACACUAGAAGAGUUUUGCAAGAUUUUUGUAGGUUGUAUUUUCUUACAGCUUUAUGUAGCCAACAUGUAUGUAUUCUACUAUGUGACUGUUAUGCUUAUCACAAAUCAGAGUACUUCACUCACUUACUGUACGAUUCCAUAUACAACUGCAUGACAAAUGAAGGCCAGUGAGGUUGUUUUAAUAAAGUUUUAUUAUCAUA